GAAAAAGAGGCAGGUCAGACGCUCCACAUCAUCCGCCAACACAACAACAACAGCGGCAGCCCGACCGCCCUGAGACCACGAGAUGGAUUCGAAGAUGAGUGACCCAUUCAGCAGUGAUUCCGAGGCGCUACCCGCUGCGGGAAUCAUGGCAAGGCUGCUGCCUAAAGGUUUGUCCGGUGCUGUGCUUAAAGACUGGCUGGACCGCCGGCGGAAGUCCAUCCGCCCCUGGGCCGGCUUCGUGGACCAGCGCAAGUUCUCCAAGCCGAAGAACUUCGGAGACCUGUGUCAGCGCGUGGUCAGAAACCUGGACACAUACCACAGCAACUACACCUUCAUCUUUCUGGGACUCAUCCUCUACUGCAUUAUCAGCUCACCCAUGCUGCUCAUCGCCUUGGCUGUUUUCGCUGGUGCCUUUUACAUCAUCCACCUGAAGUCUCUGGAGUCCAAGCUGGUCGUUUUCGGGCGCGAGUUGACUCAGGGGCAUCGGUUGGGCCUGGCCGGUGCCGUCUCUCUGCCGGUGUUCUGGCUGGCCGGUGCUGGAGCGGCUGUCUUCUGGGUGCUGGGAGCGACGCUGGCUGUGAUUGGCACCCACGCUGCCUUCCGUGAGCUGGAGUCAUCAGAUAUGGAGGAGCUGCUGAUGGAGCCUGUCUAACCUCUCAACCUCAUCUCGGCCUUUCAACCUUUUUUUAUUCAUCCAAAAAAGCACCUGUCUUGCCUGAACAUUGUUACUGUCCUCUGAUUGGUUUCGCUUCUCUUGAAUAGACUAAACAUCGACUCGCUCUCAGGCUGACCAGCCGGUACGGAUACGGACUGUUAUUGUGGCACAGAUGCACUCGGGCGAAUAUGCACUGGUACCUGUACGCUGACCAUCUGCUCACUUUUAAAUUGGCUUUAAUUGGCAAACAAAUUAUGUUGUUCAUCAUGGAUGUAACACGAGCUGCUUCGAAUGCAGACAGACAGACAGAGAUACACUGACUGAUAGACUAAGCACAGUAGACCACAUAUGCCUUCGUUGUUAUCCGCCUGAAAUUCGCCCAUGUCUGUUACUGAGAGACUGCAUGAGAUCCAUUUUUAGUAAGCCAGCAAAGUUAGAUUGGCACAAAUUAUGGUGAAUAUGUGAAGAAUACAUAUAAGAACAUCAGGUCAUGUUUUUGAAUAGUAUUAGCUCCAGCCCUUUGCUCACAUCACCCAGUCUGCGUCUAAAGACUGUUGAAAUAUGAUGUUUGAGAAUUUUUUAGGGGUGCACAUUUCUGACCUCCAAACAGAUUUGAUUACAGUUCUUUAGGGAAGUAUUUGAUUUGGUUUGAUUUGACUCUUUUGGUUUGAUUCAGAAUCAUUUUCAAACAUACUAUGAAUAUAUAACUGUGACUUGAACUAUAUACACAGUAGUGAAGUAUAGACCAUAAAAAAACAAUACAUAAAACUGAAGAAAUGAGUGUUUUGAAUAUUUAUCAAUUUGAAUUGAACAUUGUGGACUCUGCAUCGUCUUGCCACAUUCAGAUUUUUUUUUUCACCCCUAGAAUUUAUGCAAAAAAAAUUUUUUGACGUUUUUCUGUUUUUUACAAAAUUUUAAAAUACCUUUUACCCUUUACAUUGUAUAUAAAUUUCGUGAUGAAUAGGCUGAAAGAAAUGACCCAAAACUACCUGGAAAUAAGUCUGGUUCCAUUGACUUACAUUAACAGUAAGGUAGGUUUUUUCCUUCUGCUGUAAAGUUACCAUUUUGGAGAUACAAGGUUUUGUUCCGACAGCAGCGAUAAGCAAGUUGGUGUAGGUGCUUUGUUGUAAAUGGAUAUACAGGGUGCCCAUCCGCCAUUAAUAGUUUCAUUUUGUGUUUCCUGUUCUUUGUGAUAUUAUGUUAAAAUGUCUCGAAUCCAACAUGCAGAUGCCAAGAACCUACUUGAGUUGUAAAUGUGCGUCUAUUGCCAUCCUGUGUACUCUUAAUGUAGCCAAUUUUUACUUAAUUUUUUUAUUUCUUUUUUGAACACGUCUGUUUUUGUCUUUUGUUUAACAUCUACCAAAAAGGAAAGUGCAAUAAAGUCUUACGCCUGUAAAA
Messenger RNA from Colossoma macropomum (tambaqui), 2053 nucleotides. It is a transcript of the gene rabac1, whose product is annotated as Rab acceptor 1 (prenylated). The record is from RefSeq and is a predicted model, not a curated record. The transcript has 6 exons. NCBI's taxonomy places the organism in Eukaryota, Metazoa, Chordata, Actinopteri, Characiformes, Serrasalmidae. Gene Ontology annotation, cellular component: Golgi apparatus. Bases 83 to 652 code for a protein of 189 amino acids.